UGCGGUGACAAGCCUAAACCGGUUCCUACGUGGAUGGGAGGCCGGUUUCAGCUGGCUGCGUUGCUGUGGUAACGGCUCCUCCAUAAAUACUCGGAGGCUCCUCCGCCGGCUUCACUGGCAGUAACACCUCCAGCAGCGCGCGUCGCCGGGAAGGGGACCUGCUUUUUAAAACCCAUCUCUCUGGUCUAAUGGACAAACUCUUUGUAAAUGCUUUUUAAGAAUCCUCACACAAGGAAAUCGCACUCCAGCUGCUCAGCAGGCCCUGGCCUUGAGUCCUACCUGAAGGGGUUUAAUUUCACCGGUGAGCCACCUUGGCCUCAUUGCACCUGAGUCCCAACAGCUCCACAUUUUGUCUCUUUCAGAUCCAAUUUACCUUUGAUUUAGCUAAACAAGUUAACAAGAUGAAUCCAGCCACACCAACGGAUCUUGACUUCUCCUUCCUUGAAGAGGGUUUCUCUGCUCGGGAUAUUGUUGACCAAAAAAUCAACGAGUCAUCCCUGACGGACGACAGGGAUGCUUUCUAUGUCUGUGACCUGGGGGACGUCUUAAAGAAACACCUUCGCUGGGUGAGGGCGCUGCCUCGCGUUACUCCCUUCUAUGCUGUCAAGUGCAACGACAGCCAGGCGGUAGUCAUGACUCUGGCAUCUCUGGGAACCGGCUUCGACUGUGCAAGCAAGAUGGAGAUUCAGCUGGUCCAGUCUUUGGGUGUCGACCCGAGCAGAAUUAUUUAUGCCAACCCCUGCAAGCAGGUUUCUCAGAUCAAGUAUGCGUCGUCACACGGGGUCCAGAUGAUGACCUUUGACAGUGAAGUGGAGCUCAUGAAAGUGGCCCGUUGCCACGACAAUGCCAAGCUUGUGUUGCGCAUCGCUACCGACGACUCAAAGGCAGUUUGCCGUCUGAGCGUCAAGUUUGGGGCCACUCUGAAAGCUUGCCGAGGUCUUUUGGAGCGAGCCAAGGAACUGGGGCUGGACGUGAUCGGUGUCAGUUUUCAUGUCGGGAGCGGCUGCACCGAUGCGGAGACCUACACCAAAGCCAUUGCAGAUGCUCGCUGCGUCUUUGACAUGGGGGAGGAGCUGGGCUUUGAGAUGGACCUUCUGGACAUCGGAGGUGGUUUCCCUGGUUCUGAUGACACCGAACUGAAAUUUGAAGAGAUCGCAGCUGUGAUCAACCCGGCCCUCGAUAAGUACUUUCCCGCUGACGCCGGUGUGAGAAUCAUCGCUGAGCCGGGACGCUUCUAUGUUGCGUCUGCCUACACGUUGGUGGUGAACAUCAUCGCCAAGAAGGUCAUUAUGGAUGACGAGUCAGCCUCUGACGAGGAAGACGAAGGAACCAGCGACAGGACUCUGAUGUACUACGUCAACGAUGGCGUCUACGGAUCCUUUAAUUGCAUCUUUUAUGACCACGCCCACUGUUUGCCUACGCUGCAUAAGAAGCCGAAGCCAGAUGAGGCCCUGUACCCCUGCAGCAUCUGGGGCCCGACAUGCGACGGUCUGGACCGCAUUGUGGAGCAGUGUUCCCUGCCAGACCUGCAGGUGGGCGACUGGCUGGUGUUUGACAACAUGGGAGCCUACACCGUAGCUGCGUCCUCCACAUUCAACGGCUUCCAAAGACCCGACAUUCAUUACGUCAUGUCCCGACCCGCCUGGCUACAUGUGCAGCAGAUCUGCUCCCGGGGCCUGCCAGCUCCUGCGGAGGACUCUUCCCCGUUCGAGGUGGUGGCGUGCUGCGGCCGAGAGAGCAGCUUGGAGAUGCCCACUAAGCCUUGCUGUGCUCACGUGGUUUAAACACACAGAGAAACACAAUGUUCCUUAGAGCUAGCAUUUUAUCGGUAGGGAGCGAGCCGUAACAUGUUCAAGGCCAACGACUUGACUGGAGAACGAGAGGGACACGUGUCCGCACACAUUUCUGUGUUCUGUUUAAAAGCUGGGGGUCGACCUUUGAUGAAAUGAGGCUGAAUCGUACUGGAGCUGUCUGAUCCGAGCAGGAUGGGGCAGCGCUGUUCUAAAGUAUUAAUAGGGAUCCAUCUAACAGAUUCCUGAUGACCCGGUUUGGUGAACAGUCCUGCUCCAUCUGUGUGAUGUCAGCGGUCAUUCAGACAGUUGGUGUGGUUCAGUUUCUCUAAUGGCUGCUAUAAUAUUUAUAUUUUCCAGAUCUCCACUUCUGUGCAGAACCGUUCUAGUGUUAAUCCUCAAGAUCGUAACAUCUCGUGUUUUUUACUAUAAUUUAUGAAGCAGGUCCGUGUUGAUCCGUCUGCAUGAAUCCACUCAGCAUGUCCGUAGCAGAAACACCGCCUGUUUGCAAAAAGUCUUAAAGAUUAACACUUGAAUCGCAGGGACUCAAACGCCGACUGGACCUCUCCUCUUCUCCUUUUUGUUUCCACGUUUUAUUUGUAUUAUUAACCAGACUGAACCAUGCAUUUGAACUGGAUAUGAAAGAGACAGGAUUGCACGCUCAUAUUGCUUUCCUAUGGAAACUUUGGAAGUUUUGUAUUUUUUUAAUAAAUAAAACAUUAGGUGCA
Nothobranchius furzeri (turquoise killifish) is the source of this 2518-nucleotide messenger RNA. It is a transcript of the gene odc1, whose product is annotated as ornithine decarboxylase 1. Lineage: Eukaryota; Metazoa; Chordata; Actinopteri; Cyprinodontiformes; Nothobranchiidae. The record is from RefSeq and is a predicted model, not a curated record. Gene Ontology annotation, cellular component: cytoplasm. Gene Ontology annotation, molecular function: ornithine decarboxylase activity.